AUGGAAGCUUUCAGCUUGCUCAAGUACUGGCGAGGCGGUGGUGUUGUAGCCAAUCCCGUUCCCAAUAGCACAGACACUGCUUCUUCCGCCAACAUGCGCGCCCCUUCGACCUCCACCACCACCACCACAAUCCUCACCGCCGUCGCCCAACACAGAGACGAGACUGACGACGACGACAGCGACGGCGACGAUGGGCCUUUCUUCGACUUAGAGUUCGCUGUCCCCGACGAGGAUGAAGCCCUGCCGCAAACCCGCAAACCCUCUGGCCAAAGUACGGACGAGACCGAUGUAGAGCACCAAGAAGACGACGACGACGAUAGCUCUGAGGAAGAUGAUGAAGAGUCUGAUGAUGGCGUGGACGGUGAGAGAGAGUUCAACUUCACGGUCUCUUCUGGGUCUAGCCAUGACCAUACGGACGACCCCACCCUCACUCUGUCUCCCUCCGACGACUUGUUCUUCAAAGGCAAGCUUGUGCCCAUUGAGCCCUCGUCGAUUGAGUUCAACCCAUCUGAAGAACCCAACUCCAAGCCCCAAUUCGCCGUUUCCUUGUUGAAAUCGGCCACCAAAUUUCGUGUUUUCAUGUUGGGUUUGAAGAAAUCGAAGUCGAAUGCAAAUGGGUCGGAGAAAACAGACCCGGCUGUUGGAUCUGUUGAACCGCCGCAGAAAACCCAAAAGCCGCAGCAGCAGAAGCAAAAGCAGCAGGGGAAGCUUUUCACGGUGAAAUUUAAAGUCGAGGAGGUACCCAUUGUGUCUUUGUUUACCAGAGACAACAGCUCCAGAAUCUCCACCACCACCAACAAGUCCCAGUCCCAGACCCAGACCCAGCAGAAGCCCAUAAGCGCUGCUGAAGAAUCGGCUUCUGAGGAAAAGCGCUUUUCCAAAGAAGUAAUGCAAAAGUACUUGAAAAUGGUCAAGCCUCUCUACGUUCGCGUGUCCAAGAGGUACGGUGAGAAGCUCAGGCUGUCCGGCCAACUCAGCUUAAGCGGCUCGACAGCGCCGGCGCCUGUUGCUGGGUCUGAGAAGAGCCAGUCAGGGACUGAAGCUUCAGAGCCACCGGCGACGGCGAGCAUUGCGAAGAGUUUUCAUAAACAGGGAAAUUUUCCGGCUGGGCUGAGAGUGGUUUGUAAGCACUUGGGUAAAAGCCGGUCGGCUUCUUCGGCUGUAGCCGCGGCUCCAUCAGGAGCCGUGGUGUCUCAGAGGAGAGAUGAUUCGCUGCUUCAGCAGCAGGAUGGAAUCCAAAGCGCCAUUCUGCAUUGCAAGCGCUCCUUCAAUGCCUCCAGAGAUUCGGACUCUACCCUGCUAUCUCGGUCUGUGAGCGAUCCCUCGAAUGAAAAGUCAGUUGAGUUGUCACGCAAAUCGUCGGAUCAUGGCAAAGGAGUUGGCCUUUAA
This is a messenger RNA of Prunus armeniaca (apricot), 1389 nucleotides long. NCBI's taxonomy places the organism in Eukaryota, Viridiplantae, Streptophyta, Magnoliopsida, Rosales, Rosaceae. The record is from the annotation of a GenBank genome assembly.